AGAUAGUUUAAAGACCGGCGGUUGGAGAGUUCUUUCAGCAGAAGAGUGGGAGUAUCAGAACUGAAAGUUAUAAGAAUUGUGGCACACAGACCUUUGAUCAGUCUUGUUUAAACUCUUUCUCAAGAAUUACUGCUGUAUUUUAUAAAGGGAUCAGAAUUUAUAAAUCAAAAACAAACAUGUCAAUCAAACUAAGAAGUGUUUUUAUCAGUGAUCCAGUCGAUAGUUCAUGUGCCGAUUUAUUAACCAGCCAUGGGGUUCCAGUUACAACGAAAUACAAACUUACAAAAGACGAAUUAAUAAAAGAACUGCAGAAUCAUGAUGGUUUAAUCGUUCGUUCAGAAACGAAAGUUACCCCAGAAAUACUUUCGGCAGUACCUAAUCUUCGUAUUAUUGGACGUGCCGGAACAGGAGUUGAUAAUAUUGAUCUCCAAACUGCUACACGUCAUGGAAUAGUUGUUCUUAAUACACCUGGAGGUAAUAGCAUUAGUGCUUGUGAAUUAACAUGCGCAUUUAUAUCAGCACUUGCAAGAAACGUUCCUCAAGCAGCUCAAUCAAUGAAAGAAGGCAGGUGGGACCGUAAACUAUACUCCGGAUUUGAAUUGUCAGACAAGACUCUCGCAGUUCUCGGUUUCGGACGUAUUGGCCGUGAUGUAGCCCUCAGAAUGCAAUCAUACGGAAUGAAGAUUAUCUGCUUCGAUCCAAUGCUUAGUGCUGAAGCUACAGCGAGCGUUGGUGCGACAAAAUUAAAUUUAGAGGAAAUUUGGCCAAUUGCUGAUUACAUCACCGUUCAUACUCCGCUUAUUCCUCAGACACGAAAUCUUAUCAAUGCCAAUACUUUAGCUAAAUGUAAGAAAGGCGUAAGAAUAAUAAACGUCGCACGCGGUGGAAUUGUCGACGAAGAAGCGCUUCUACAAUCUAUUAAAUCGGGUCAUUGCAGUGGUGCUGCACUCGACGUUUUUACUGAAGAGCCACCAAAAAAUCCUACAACUUUGGAACUUAUUAAGCAUCCGCACGUUAUUGCGACGCCUCAUUUAGGUGCAAGUACAGAAGAAGCUCAAAAACGUGUAGCAGUUGAAAUAGCCGAACAAUUUCUAGCUAUUUCUGGUAAAUCUGAUAAAUACACAGUUACCGGAAUAGUUAAUGCUCCUAUUUUAUCAGCGGCAACAUCUGACGAGAAUAGAUCGUGGAUAGAACUGUCGAAAAAGUUAGGCCGAUUAGGCGCACGUUUUCUCAAAAAAACCACUAAUCAGCGACUUUCCAGUGUUCCUGUUGAAAGUCAAACUGUUGGUAUGGGCAUGCUUGCUAAAAAGUUUGUGCAUACUGCGGUUCUUGUUGGACUACUUGAAGGUCAAACUAAAAAUGGACUAAACUUAGUAAAUGCUCCAAUGUUGGCGAAAGAUGUCGGUGUUGAGGUAAAAGAAAGUCACAUUGAUGGAGAAGUUGAUGCAGUAGUUGUAAAAGUUGGUCCACACCAAGUUAAAGGAACAGUUCGUAAUAAUGAUCACGUACUGCUGUCAAUUGACAAUAAUACUUUCGAAAAUGGUAUUAUUUUAAGAAAUUAUAUGUCAUUUUAUCGAUCGACUGGACCGGAAGGUCUUGUUAAUAUUGUUAACACAUUUUCAUCAAAAUCUGUUAUUAUAAACAGUAUUAAUGCGAACGGAAAUUGGCUUGCUAUUGAAACUAAUGAAGAUGUAACUAUUCCAGUAGAAAAUAUGGAAAAUUUAUAAUAUGUAUUUUCAAUACACAGCAAAAAACUUUUCCAACAAUUAAUAUACAACUGUGUGUUAAAACAAUAUUUUACGAAAUUUUUUAUGUUGUUCUAACAGUAUUCAUUUGUGUAAAAAAGCUAACACAAAAAAUGUUAAAAGUAACAUAAGAAAUGUUAGUAUUUUUUGUUACCGGUUCUAAAAUUUUUACACACUUAAAUGUUGUCUGCAACACGUUAAGUUGAUUUAACAUUUUUAUUGGUGUUAUUUUGAUACUUGUAAAAACUGAUGUAUAUACAAACUUAACAGAUAACUAGCCUAUCAAAAAAAUUAAUGUGGGAUUGCAUGGGAAUCUAUAGGAAUCCAUAUAGAAAAGUAUGGAUUUAUGUAAGAAUCCAUAGGAAUUAAUGUAGGAGUGUACGGAUUUAUAUAAGAAUCCAUGUAGAAAACCAUAGGUAUCUGGAUUCUUAUAGAAAAUCGUGGGAU
Microplitis mediator is the source of this 2192-nucleotide messenger RNA. Its product is annotated as hydroxypyruvate reductase. The coding region runs from base 177 to 1727 and encodes 516 amino acids. The record is from RefSeq and is a predicted model, not a curated record. Gene Ontology annotation, molecular function: phosphoglycerate dehydrogenase activity; NAD binding. NCBI's taxonomy places the organism in Eukaryota, Metazoa, Arthropoda, Insecta, Hymenoptera, Braconidae. The transcript has 7 exons.